Messenger RNA from Chlamydomonas reinhardtii, 3289 nucleotides. RefSeq lists its product as uncharacterized. The record is from RefSeq and is a predicted model, not a curated record. The transcript has 5 exons. Lineage: Eukaryota; Viridiplantae; Chlorophyta; Chlorophyceae; Chlamydomonadales; Chlamydomonadaceae. The coding region runs from base 221 to 2509 and encodes 762 amino acids.
CAUUCAGAGCUGCUGACCACGUCUUUCAAGCUAGCAGAGCCGUCCAGCCUUGUAGUCAUACCGUAGUUGCUCUCUCGACGAACCCCCCUUGGCAUGCCGCCGUCGGUAGAGGCUGCCCCGCUGCAACCCAGCCAGCUGCGCGUCUGCUGCUGAGCAGUCUUGCCAAGAAUACGCCUUUGAAGCUGGCUUUAGCUGCUCCAGCGGAGGAAAAAGGGCAGCCAUGGCGAGCAGCGAUUGGGCCUCCGAACUGCUGGGCCACGCCUUGAUCCUGGGGACACCCGUGGCGUUUUGCUAUGCUGGCUCCUACAUCAGCGGGCUCUACAACCGUAUGGAGCAGGAGCUUGUACAAACGUUUACAAAGGCACAAUUGGGGUCAUGGGAGGCGUCUGCAAAGCCGGGGCCGGCCCUGGAGGCCGAGCGCGGCGCAUGCAGCUCGGGGCAGCAGGCGCCUGCGGUCCAGCCGUCGGCUCCCGCCAUGCUGCAGUACAACAAUGCGACCUAUUCACGCCAGAGCUUCAGCGCUAUGAGCGUGUGCACCGACUGCGACGUUGACUCGGACUGCGACGAAGACGACCUCGAUUUCUGCUUGGUAACGCCGCAGCAGGCCGUGGGUGCGCUGGGCUCGCACGCACCGCACUACACCAAAGUUUUCCUGAACGGGCUGCCACUCAUGGCGGACGCCACAGACCCCGGCGCGACGCUCUCGGUGGACGAGUGCGCUCGCCGCAUCAAGCUGGCGUCCGACAGCCAGCGCUCCCGCACCGGCGCCAGUUCUUGCUCUCGCGCUACCUCACUGCCCAGCAGUCCCUGCCUCACGCCCGUAGCCGGCCUGGAGCUCGAGACAGCCGACUUCCUGGAGCUGCCGGCGCCCGGGCAGCCGCCCGUGCUGCGCCGCCUCCACAGCCACACGCCGCCGCUGCAGCGCAGCCGCAGCGGCAGCCGCCUCAUGCAGCGAGGCUCCCAGGACCUACUGCAGGCACAGGAGGGACAGCAGCAGCAGCAGCAGCAGCAGGCGGAGGAGGCGGGGGUGCCGGCGGCGGACCCGCGCCGCCCCAGCGGCAACGGCAGCUACUACCGCAGCGGCGUCUGCAGUAGCGCCGUAUCCUUCCGCAGCACCGCCUCCUCCCUACACACGGUGUACAGCACUAGCAGCGUGUUCACCUGCCCCUCCCAGCGCAGCAGCAUUGAUAUGCCCCAGGAGACUGCAGCAGCUGCUACUGCCGCCCGCAGGGGCGAGCAGCAGCUGCAGUCGCAGGACGACACCGAAGGUCCGCGGCAGCACGCGGCACCGCAGGUGUCCUGCCCGGUUCCUGGCGGCGUUGCGCCGAUCGUCGUCACGCCCUUCGCGGCGCUGGCUUCAGCGCCGCUCAGCUGCCCGGGCGCGAGCAGCGCCGCCGCCGACUGUGGCAUCCCCUCCGCAAGCGCAGCCCGCGCAGCCUGCGAACGCCGCCGCAGCAUCAGCGAGUGCGGCGGCACGGCGCUGUCCUUCCAGGGCGCCGACACACAGCACCGCGUGCGCGACACGGACGGCGGCGCCGGCGCCGGCUCCGUCCACCCGGACGUGGACGACCUGUGCAGGUGCCUGGACAGCCCGCUCGCGGCCUCCACCCGCAGCGCCUGCGAGCUGGAGCUCCGCCACACGGCCUCUACUUCGCCCUACAGUAGUAGCGGCAGUAGCGACAGCAGCAACAGCUCGCCUGCCGCCGUGGACUGCGACUCGCCCAGCCGGUUCAAGUCGUCGUGCGGCGCCGGCGACAUCAACCGCGCUGUCGCCCAAGGUGCUGCCGCGCCCCGCCCCUGCGCGCGCACCGACCAGCAGCCGCAGGCGUCCAAGCGGCGCUGGCUGCCCUCCGGCGCUUGCCAUGUGCCGCCGCUGCCGGUGCCGCCGCGGCCACAGCAGCACGGCCCGGCGAGCAGGUCCGGCGCCGCGUCGCACUCCCUCCACCACAUCAACCUCAGCGCCAGUGUUGACAACCUGUCAAUGUCGGCACUUCGCCACGCGCGCUCCUCGCCCUCCGCCGCGCUACCUCCGCUGCCGCCCAAGUCCCCCGCCGUGCGCCACGGCUCCGAGCCGGUGCCCCCUCGCGCGCCGGCGCGUGCGCCCUGCACGCCCGCGGUGGCUGCGGCCGCCGCUGCCGCCACCGCGCCAGCCGGUCUUAGUAAGGCGCCUGCGCUGCCGCUGCCGCCGGACGCCUCGGCGGCGUGUGCCGCGACGGAGGCGGCGGUGCCGCCCGCCCUUCGCUACUACCUUCGCCAGGCGCGCGCCGCAGGCGUCAACGUGGAUGGGAACGCAGCUGCCGGGGGCUCGUCGGUCAGCUCGUCUCUGGACCUUUCAGCUGACUUCAGCGGCGCCUCGGCCAAGUGCUGCGGCCGGCCAGCUGGUUAUGUCAAGGCGACGGCGCGGGAGUACGCGUUGCGGCAGGCAAAGGUGAUCACGUGCCUCAUCACGCCCUUCCCCUCGCCGCGCCAGCAGCUGCGCAAGGCCAAGUCGCCGCCGCAGGCCAAGUAAACUACACCUGUGUGGACUGUUUGUUUUGCGGGCGGCGGUGCCCGGGAAACGUGGAAUUGUCGUGAUACGGAUUGGUUUGGCGGGCGUGGCGAGCGGAAGAGCGCGGGAUCUGCGCGCAAUUGCUUACUUGCGGUGAUGUGUGUACACGUGGGGUACGUAGUUGAUGCACAAUGUGUCAGUAGUGCGUUGGUGCCUCUGGUAGUUGCUGGCGCCUCUUCAUCAGAUUGAGUAGGGUUACUUCGUUGCCUGACAUUCCGGCUUCAAUUUGCGUCCAGCAUUGGGCCCAAGGCAUGCAGAAAUUUUAAUCCGUGUCCGGUGAUGUGCGUGGGUGUGGUGAUACGUUCGUAGGCUGCUGAUAGGGUUGCACAGGGCGGACAUACGCGCGGCAACACGAGGCUUCCUUAGGAAUUGUGAGAGUGUACAGAGGUGUUCACGUCAAGAACUUGUACAGACAUUCUGCAGACGAAUGUUGCACAUAUUUGAUUUCUUUUGGGGCGGAGAGGGGUGGGAAGAUGGGCGCGGUGGCAAUCCGUGCGGGUGGUAUACGUGCACAGCGCGAUGGUGAGGGCAGGCUGCAGGCAAGGGUUGCGGGGCGGAGGACAGGGUUUCCACCUCGGAGGUCCCGUUGACUGUGCGGGUUUCGGCAUACCAGGGGUAGAGUACGGUAGUGCGAGGGGAGAAGCGCCGUGCAGUUGUGCGCAGCGGCAUGCGCUCACGGGCCGUGAGUCACGGCGCGUUAUUGUGGGUGGCGCAGUACCAUGCAUGUAACUCACAUCCGGU